Closterium sp. Yama58-4 is the source of this 762-nucleotide messenger RNA. The record is from the annotation of a GenBank genome assembly. NCBI's taxonomy places the organism in Eukaryota, Viridiplantae, Streptophyta, Zygnematophyceae, Desmidiales, Closteriaceae.
AUGGCAACCAGUUCGUGGCUCACCAGCGAGGCCUGGCGGUUGAUAGUGCAGGCCGCUGACAGGCAUGAGCAGAGGGGCUUUAAGGUCUUCAAGGUGCCCAUGUACAGGGUGCACCAGCAGCAGUCGCCCGCAUGGCUCAACGCCUCAUCGCGCUUCCUCCAUCUGCGUCGCUUCGCCCCCCACCUGCAUGAGAGCCAAGUCGCCUUCCGCGCCGAUGCACCCUACCGCUACCAGCCGGGCAUGACGUACGGGCAGGACAAUAAGAUGGAGCUGCUGACUCGCGUGUGUGGGUCGGGCAAGUUCCGGAAGAAGCACUUCCAGCUGUGGCAGCUGCAGGCCGAACAGGAGCAGCAGCAAGCAGAGCAAGACGGGCGCGAGGGGCAUGAGGGUUUGGGGAAGGAGCAAGGGGGGCAGGGCCGGGUGAUGGCAGUGGGCAUGGCUCAACUCCCCGAAAUACAUGAUGAUGAUGGUGACGAGGGCGAGGGCGAGGGCGAGGAGGUGGAGAAGGGGCGGUGUGGGUGCCACAGGGAGGUGGGGCUGGACGCGGGGUACCAGAGAGGCAAGCACCUGGUGGCGUACGAGUGCGGCUACAGCAUCCGACUCUGGUACUUCCCGUGUGCCCAGGUGGAUGUCGUGAAGAUGUUCCUCAAGGCACACUACAGGGCUCAGCUGAGGGAGGAGGGUAGACAGCAGCUGCACGCCUUGAUUGAGAGGGCGAUAAAGGGUGCUGUUAAGGGGUGGCACAAUGAAACAACACAUUAG